AUGACACCUGGACCCUCCACCAAUGGCUCUGUUGCUGCAAGACCGAUUGGCAACAUUCCAUUCUCUCCAGACCGGUUGAAUAACUCGAACAAACCUGCUGCACCGUCUGAUCCUAUUGCAACGACUGGUGGUCAGUGGAAGCAAUUGUCCUUUUUUGACAAGGAUGAGAUUCUCCAGUCAUCCAGCAUCACUGCCCAAGUAGCUACUGCUCUCGAGACCUGGUUGCAAGCAUAUAACAAUAGAGUGACCUAUAUCAAACAGAUGCGUCGCAAGGCUAUUUUAUUCACGAUUGGAGAGGAGGAUUCCGCAACACCAACACUAAAAGUCUGGAAUGUUGAAAAGAGUGUUGUUGAGGUUGACAAGCCACCUGUACUGAUCCAAACUAAAAAAAUUAGCUAUAAAGCAAAAGUGUUUCCUGUGACUGCGUUUGCUGCGCUUGAAAGCAUGGCUCAGAUUGCGAUUGGGCUUGAAAACGGCGUCGUGAUUGUAUAUAGAGGAGAUUUAUCUCGUGCAAGACAAGUCAAGACAGUUGUUGUUCAUGAGGGUAGUGAAACCGUUACUGGUCUUGGAUUCCAUGAAGAUGGUUCAGAGAUUACACUAUACAUAAUAACGCUUGCCAAAAUCAUUGCCUGUGUGACUACCAAUAAGGAUACAAAGAAUGUUCUCGAGGAACAAGGAACAGAGAUUGGGUUAUCUGCUGCCACUCCAAAUGAUCAAACGCAAGAAAUGGCAAUGGCUUGCGACGAGGUAGGAGAAAAAACACUUUUAACCUGGUUUCGUGGAUAUCUUGUACUUGUAUCAAAAGAAUGUCCACUUCGCACAAAUGUGUUGACAGAAUUUGGAAAUGCCAGCGAAUCUUCUGUAAUUUCUGAGCAUAAAUCUUCGGCAGACCAUAUGUGGUCAACUGGCGCACCCACGCCAGGCCAUGUACUGACAAUCUAUGAUUUGAAAAGCAAGUUUAUUGCAUUUAAAGGAUCGUUUGGAACGCGUCGGUUUGAUGCAAGUGUUGGUACUGCUGUAGGCGAACCAAUUCAUCAUGUUUUAGUAGAGUGGGGUGAUUUGUAUAUUAUCACUAAAGAGAACAAGAUUUUUCGACUUCAUGAAACAGAUUUGGAUUCUAAGCUUAGUUUAUUGUACGCAAAACACAUGUACAAUUUGGCCAUUAGUAUCAUGACAUAUCCCCCCACCAUGAUUCAUACGAUUGGCGUCAAAACAGAUUUUGGAACAAGAACAGCUAUUUCUGGUACAACUGAUGCCAGCACCAACAAACCAGACGAGGCUGCCGAUUCUGUAAUUAUGGAUAUCCAUAAACGGUACGGAGACUACCUUUAUGAUCGUGGCGAGUUUGAUUUAUCUGUUAGGCAGUAUAUAAAAACUAUUGGACAUUUAGAGCCAUCCUACGUAAUUCGCAAGUUUCUUGACGCGCAACGUAUUUACAAUCUUACUGCCUAUCUUCAAGCUCUACACGAUCAUCAGCUGGCAAACCCAAGCCACACAACUCUUCUUUUGAAUUGCUACACCAAGCUUAAGGACGUGAAUCGUUUGGAUGCUUUUAUUACAAAUCCCAAGUUGCUUUUUGAUGUGGAGACAGCUAUCCGGGUGUGUAGACAAGCAGGCUAUUUUACCCAUGCUUUGAAACUAGCUGCAAGAUUUGAGCAGUAUGAGUGGCAUCUUCGAGUUUUGAUUGAAGAUUUACAGCAAUAUGACGAGGCUCUGGUCUACUUGGCAAAGCUUCCACGACACCAGCAGAUUAAAAGAGCGUUGCCCAUGUAUGGAUUUGUGUUGGUCAAGCAUCGUCCACGACGAGCUACUGAAGCGUUGGUACGGGCAUGUACUGUAUCAGUUCCAUCGAAACAAGGCACCACUAAUGAUGCUUUAGCUCAAACUAGCACUCUUGUUGCAAGUGGAGGUUUAGUAAAUGGUGCUACUGGACCAACUCUAUCCGUGACUACCGAAUCUGUAAAUUCCGAGGAAUUGGCACAACCGCAAGAUUUUAUGCCUUUUUUUGUGGAUCAGCCGGUCUGGUGUAUCACGUUUAUUGAAAGCGUACUUUUCAAGCGAUGGAAUGUUGCCAAGGACAUACUUGGAACUGAGUCUUUAAACAUAACAUCUGCGGAUCAAACAGCAUCAGCAGGUUUUUUGGAUGAUUCAGACUCGAACAAUCGACAGAUAUUGUGGGAUACACUACUUGAGCUAUUACUCAGUCAACUUUCGGAAGAUUUGAAAAAGGAACCGUCACCUACUCAGCUACAAGCCAAACCUAGUUGGUCCAAACGCAUUAUGGCUUUAUUGAAAAAUACGCAGGCAACGCUUGUUCUUUGCAAAACACACAACUUCAACGAUGGCAUUCUUUUUUUGCUUCAACGGCUCGGUUUGUAUCAUGAUUACCUUGACUUUCAUAUACAUCGAGGAGAGGAUGCGCUUGUGUUACAAACAUGUCAAUCGUUUGGUGAUGUUGAACCAUCACUUUGGACAAAAGCAUUGACGUUUUUUAUUGAAAAAGGGGUAUAUUCUUCUAAAAGAGACGAGCAGGAUGGAUCAGUAGAAAAGAGUGCACAGUGUAAUCUUCUUCAAGUGCUUGACCAGAUCCAAAAGCGCAAGUUGCUAUCUCAGCUACAAAUUGUACAACUUCUUUCCAAGAAUUCGAAUGUGACUCUUGGAAUGGUGCGCGAAUUUCUUAUUAAAAGCAUUGAAAUAGACACUGCAUCCAUCAACGAGUCACAGCAGCUUAUUUCUAGUUAUCAAGAAGAUACUGCCAAGAUGCGGCUUGCAAUUGCCGAACUUGAGUCUGGAUCGGUGACAUUUCAAUCGACACGGUGUGAUUUGUGUCGACAGCAACUGGAGCUUCCGACGGUGCAUUUUUACUGUAAACAUGCGUACCAUCAUCGAUGUUUAGGCGAUGCAGAUCAAGAGUGUCCAAAAUGCGCACCUGAACACCGGAUGGUUCAAGAAUUAGUUCGAGCACAACGGUUGAAUUCCAAACGCCAUGAGCAUUUUGUCCAAAAGCUUGGGGAAGGAUCUGAAUACGAAGACAAGUUUUCAUUGAUUGCAGAGUACUUUUCCAAAAACAUAUUUGCAGAAUAA
Messenger RNA from Batrachochytrium dendrobatidis JAM81, 3084 nucleotides. Its product is annotated as tethering complex subunit PEP5. Bases 1 to 3084 code for a protein of 1027 amino acids. The record is from RefSeq and is a predicted model, not a curated record. Gene Ontology annotation, cellular component: HOPS complex; endosome. The transcript has 14 exons. Gene Ontology annotation, molecular function: protein-macromolecule adaptor activity; protein binding. Gene Ontology annotation, biological process: vacuole organization; intracellular protein transport; organelle fusion. Lineage: Eukaryota; Fungi; Chytridiomycota; Chytridiomycetes; Rhizophydiales.